AUGGCCGGGUCCACUAAAGCUGGGCAGCCCAGUUUGCUUGCGCGCUUGGCUGCCUUUAAACUGGAGGAUCUCUUCACUCGUAAACGCCCGCCAGGACCGCCAAGAACCGUAUAUGUGAACCAACCGCUGCCUCAGGAAUGCUUGGAUCCCAAGGGCAGGGUGAAGCGCGAUCACGUUUAUACUACCAACCAGGUCAUCACCUCCAAGUAUACUCUCAUAACCUUUAUUCCUCGAAAUCUGUUCGAGCAGUUCAGGCGUGUAGCGAACAUUUUCUUUCUAGGUAUUGCAGUCCUUCAAUUCUUCCCAAAGUUUUCAACACUAUCAGCUGGAGUUGUCAUCCUACCGUUGGUCAUUAUUGUAACUGUGACUGCAUUGAAGGAUGGAUACGAAGACUUCAAGCGGCAUCAAUCCGAUAGAAGGGUGAAUUAUAGCAAGGUUUUUGUUCUGUCGGGUGGGAACUGGACGAAUCCAAACAGGACUGAAGAUAAAAGCAAAACGUUUAUCAGGGGUAUACUUCCAAUGCGCUCAAGACCUAUAACGACAGGAGUCAAAUCUGCCGAAUACGAUUAUGAACACUCUGACGAAGUAGAUUUACCUUAUUGGAAAGAAACCUUGUGGGAAGACGUCCGAGUCGGCGACUUUGUGAAGAUUAUGGAUCACGAAGCCUUCCCGGCAGAUAUACUGAUAUGUUCUACUUCCGAAGACGAAAGUGUUGCAUUCGUCGAGACAAAAAAUCUAGAUGGAGAGACCAACCUCAAGUCGCGUCGAGGCGUCCCUGCUCUCAAUCAUCUUAACAACGCUAGAGCUUGCGCCGAUGGUCGUAAUUCAUUUCGAAUUCAGUGCGAGCGCCCAGACACUGACAUGUAUAGGCUCAACGGCAAUGUUACAAUAGGAAACGAUACUUCGCCUGUUGACUUGUCAACGACACUCCUUCGUGGAACUGUUUUGAAGAACACGGCUUGGGCAAUUGGUGUUGUUCUUUUCACUGGUCUUGACUCCAAAAUUGUCAUGAAUUCAGGUGGAACUCCUAGUAAACGAAGCAAGGUUGAAAGGCAGAUGAAUCCACAAGUUAUUGUCAAUCUCAUCAUCUUGGCUGCCAUGGCUGUAGUUUGCGCAAUCGCUGACUCUCUCUUGGAAGUUAAAUUCUACCCGUUAGGUGCACCAUGGCUUUUCGAGGAUAACAGGAGUGAUGAUAAUCCAAGGAUCAAUGGUUUAAUUACUUGGGCGUUCGCUCUUUUGACUUUCCAAGACAUUGUUCCCAUCUCGCUAUACAUAUCCAUUGAAGUUGUCCGCACUUGUCAAGCUGCCUUUAUUUACUUCGAUUCGGAUAUAUGUUAUCAAAAAACCGGACAAGCAACUCAAGCGCGAAGUUGGAAUCUCUCUGACGACCUUGGCCAGAUACAGUAUAUAUUCUCGGACAAAACGGGCACUCUGACGCAGAAUUCCAUGGUAUUUCGGAUGUGCUCGAUAGCAGGCAAGGCUUAUAGAGGUGACAGCGAUGCAUUGGCCGAGGACGAGAUGGAAGAUAAACCUUCAUCUAUAGUCAAUGAACCGACAAAAGAAACUGUUGAAGUUGACCUUUGGGCGGCAAGCGCACAGCCAAGCACAAGUUCUCACAGCGUCAACGCCUCCUUGAGUAAAAAGAAUUCUUUAAUGGCCAACAACGACGAAACAUUCAAAGAUUCAGUUCUGUCCAGCGACAUAGAAGCUGCUUCUAGGCCAAAUGCCAACCAUGAUUCAUCCUCAGAUGCUUCCAUUAUCAAUGCGUUCUUCACUGUCCUCUCGCUGUGUCACACAGUUAUUGCGGCCAACAACCCAGAGACUGGUACAAUAGAGUAUAAGGCCCAAUCACCGGACGAAUCUGCUCUUGUCCAGGCGGCUGCAGACAUGGGUUUCGUUUUUCUCGGCAAAGACAAGGAGGUUUUAUCUUUGAGGACGCCAAGAUCCGCGGAGGUGGAGAAGUAUGAACUUUUGGAGAUAUUGGAAUUUACCAGCGCUCGUAAACGCAUGAGUGUUGUUCUUCGGAGGUUGGACGUUGAAGGAAGUGAGUUGCUGCUACUCACAAAAGGGGCCGAUAAUGUCGUCUUCGAACGUUUGCGACCAGGUGAAGACGAAAUGAAGGAAGAGACGGAGAGUCAUUUGAGUGAAUUUGCUUCAACGGGAUUGCGAACAUUGACUCUUGCCUACAAAACCAUCCCAGAGGAUGAAUACAACGCUUGGAGACUUCGGUAUCAAGACGCAUUGAAUGCUCUUGAUAACCGUGAAGAACGCGUUGAAUCCGUCGCCAAUGAACUAGAACAAAGCUUGCAUCUUUUAGGAGCCACUGCGAUUGAAGAUCGUUUGCAGGACGGUGUACCAGAGACGAUUGCCGACCUUAAGAAGGCGGGUAUCAAAAUUUGGGUGGCUACAGGAGACAAACUUGAAACGGCCGUCGCCAUCGGACGAAGCACUAAUUUGAUCAGCCAUGAUUCAAACAUCAUCAUUGUUCGAGGAGGAAGUUCUCGACCGGUACAGACUCAAAUGCUUAAUGCCCUUGCGCAAUUCUUCCCAGAACAGGAUUACGAAACUUUGCAACAAACAAAAAAUGAGGAGACAUUGCCCGAGAUACCCCUUCGAAGGAUAAACACCGGUGUUAGUUCCAUUGUUGGUCCAGAGAACGGAGAUCGUCCAGGCGGCUUCAUCCUCGUUGUUGAUGGAGCUGCAUUGCUCGAGUAUCUUUGGAAGGCGUUUGCCGAUGAUGUAAACAAAGGCAUCCUACUCAAAUUGUCAAUUCUAUGCGAUGGUGUAAUUUGUUGUCGUGUGUCCCCGCUUCAAAAGGCAUUAGUGGUAAAGCUCGUCAAAGAUGGCUUGGGUGCGAUGACAUUGGCCAUCGGAGAUGGUGCCAACGACGUUAGUAUGAUUCAAGCCGCAGAUGUUGGUGUGGGUAUCUCUGGAGAAGAAGGUUUGCAGGCUGUCAACUCCUCCGAUUAUGCCAUUGCACAGUUCCGCUUUCUGAAGAAACUUCUCCUCGUCCAUGGACAUUGGUCCUAUGCUCGCAAUGGUGUCAUGAUCCUCAACUUUUUCUACAAAAACAUUGUUCCUACAGGCAUCCUCUUCUGGUUCCAGAUAUAUGAUGGAUGGAGCGCAAACUAUGUCUUCGAUUACACAUACAUUUUGUUCUGGAACUCGUUAUGGACAAUUGCACCUGUCGUUGGCAUUGGCAUUUUCGAUCGAUUCCUUGACUCCCGUAUCCUGAUGGAAGUUCCAGAACUGUAUCGAUAUGGUCGCGAAGGCACUUGGUUCAACUUACGGUCCUUCUUGAUCCAUGUAUUAGACGGAAUUGUUCAGUCAGCAAUAAUCUACUUCAUUACCCUUUACGCAUACACGUCAACUUCAUCAAGAAAGGAUGGAUACGAUGUGUAUCUUCAUGAAUUUUCGACGACCAUGGCUCUCUCAGGAGUUCUCGUCGCCAACAUCUUCACUGGAUUCAGUGGUACCGCAUGGACAUGGUGGCUUGUUUUUGCUAUCUUCAUUGGCAUCAUCAUACAAUGGGCAUUCACGAUUAUAUAUUCUCUUGUUUCUCCUGGUUAUGCCGUCACCAUGCUAUACGGCAAUUAUUUCUAUCUCUUCACCUCUGCUUACUUCUAUCUGGCAAUUCUUGUGACAUUCACUCUCGCCCUUACUCCUCGUUUCAUGUACAAAUUCUGGAGAUCUAGUUUUCAACCUGGAGACCUCGAAACCUUUCAAUACCUGCAAAAGCUAUACCCACAUCGUGACUUUUCUUCGUUUUCUCGUUCCAAUCAACCGCCUUCCGAUCUUUCUGCUCUUCAGCGCAGACCAUCGAGGAUGUCGCGACGCAAUUCUCGUGCCAGCAGCGUCGACACUUUGGAACGCAGGUUCCCUCGUCCCUCUAUGGAUAUCCGGUCUGCCAGUAGGACAGAUAUGUCUACAGGCCUCACCUCUGUCGAUCGUGGUUUCGACUUUGCCACAGAAGAGAACGGGGUGGAAAUGCGGCGUGUUCAGACCAACCUAUCCGAACGGCGAAUGUCGAAGCAAAACAUCCUCCCGCGACGGUCUUCGUCGAACAAAGGGAAGGAAUCUGUAUCAAAUGUGCUUUCUUUGUCGAAGAGUAUCUUGAGAAGAAAGGGUGCUUCGCAACACAGAUCCUCUGAAUAG
Molecule: messenger RNA, 4155 nt
Organism: Psilocybe cubensis
Lineage: Eukaryota; Fungi; Basidiomycota; Agaricomycetes; Agaricales; Agrocybaceae
Exons: 15
Coding region: 1-4155 (1384 amino acids)
Biological process (GO): phospholipid translocation
Cellular component (GO): plasma membrane
Molecular function (GO): ATP hydrolysis activity; magnesium ion binding; ATP binding
Source: RefSeq, a predicted model, not a curated record